Molecule: messenger RNA, 972 nt
Organism: Pedinophyceae sp. YPF-701
Lineage: Eukaryota; Viridiplantae; Chlorophyta; Pedinophyceae
Source: the annotation of a GenBank genome assembly
AUGGGCAGGGGGCCAGACCCGAAACUUCCUCGCGUGAUGCUUCCCUGGGCCAAGAACCAGGUCUCAAAGCCCGACGAGUUGGCCGUUCCGAAGCAGAAGGAUGGCGAAAAAGGUCUGCACAUUCCCUCCGAUGGCCGGCACUUCGAGGUGGCGCGUGCGCUGCUGUGUGCACACGCGGUGGCCUCCAAGGAGGGCAAACUUGUGCACGACGACGCCCCGAAACGGGCGCUACUCGUGGCUUUCAACUGUGGCAGCACGGAAGAGCUCAAGCAGCGGUACACGCCCCAGUCGGUCGACGAGGUGGUCGAGCAGCUGGAAUCUUACGCGAAGAAAAGACUGGUCGGACUACGGAGCAGCCCGAACGGCGCCGCGAUGACCGCCGUGAGGGAGGAGGUGACCACGUGGAUCGAGAUCGAGUACGGCCAGGAGACGCCCGAGUUCUACGCCAGGUACAAGCGGGACGACAAGCCGUUCUUCGAGCGGCAGGCAGACGCGUUCCUGCGCGGGGUCUUCUCCGACGACGAGAACGCGGUGCCAGCCGACGACACGGCCCGCCUGUGGCAGAUCGGGCGUGACAUGCGCGGCACCCCGUUCAGCGCCUGCAAGCCUCUGGGAGAACUCCUGGCCGAGGAGUGUGCCACGCUCAGCGACUUCUGGACGCGCCUCGAGGGCAUCGUCGACGUGGAGGCCACCUAUCGGGAUGCUCCUUCGGACACCGACGAGGUCGUCUUCCCCGACGUCUUCUGCGUCCCGUACGGCAGCGUCGUGUGGUACUACACACACCUCUACCGCAGGUUCGGGCACGCCAAAGCGCCGCGACUGGACGAGGACCUGGUGGCGAAGGCGAAACGGAAGCUACAGGCCACGGGGGCGGAGAUGGACACGGUCGACUUCCUGCUGCGCGUGGUGCAGUACGAGGGCGUCGUCGACAUCCGCGACCCUCUGCCCCCGUUGAAGAGGAGCAACGGGUAG